AUUUAGGACUAGAAAUCCCAGAAUGCUUUGCGCUACACGACCACGACGAAUUGGAAGCUACUGCCAUCGCUGGUCACUUGUUGUAUUACAUGCGUUUGACACUCGUCGUAAAGUCAAAUUUAUGAAAAAUAUUUGUGGUUAGAAUGCACUACCUAUAAGAGGACAUUUUAUUAAUAAUGUUUUUUUUUUUAAGGAAAACAGUGACCUUUGCAUGAAGUUUUAGGGGAGCGAAUAUUGGUACACGUUUGUCAACAACAAAACAUUAAACAAUAAUAAACUUGAGUUGAGCAGCCUGUCCUGAAAAUAAUUCAACAGUGAAUUGCUCGUUUUGCACUGCUAUUACCAAAAAAAUAAUAAAAUACUUGUUGUUAAUGUUCUUUAUUUAGAUGACUUUUGCAUUACUGUAAGUUCCAUAUUUUUAAACAACCCUUUACCCCGAGAGAGAGGGAAAAAAAUCGUCACAUCGACUUUCUACCAUUUAUUUAAUAAACGGAUUCUAUGAGGAAGCUGAGCAUUUGUAGUCUUGCAUGCCGUUUCCUCCUAUGCGAGUAUCUCUUUGUUUUAACAUCUCUGAUCGAGCACUCACUUCCAUCAUCUUUGCUGAAGUUACCAUUAGCAACUGGGCAGCGCCCGGCUGAGCACUUGCUGCUGUUGUUGAGGAACUCGCCUGCAUAAACACAAGCGAAAGUCUCACUUCCAGACACCUGAGAGGAUACUGGUGACUUUACAGUCGGGAUGUAUGUUAGCGACAGCAUGAUUUUGACGUAAGCUGCAGCAAGCUGCGCCGUCAUGCUGCCAGGAGUCGGAGUGUUUGGGACAGGAAGCACAGCCCGGGUGCUGGUCCCGAUGCUAAAAGCGGAGGGCUUCGAGGUCCAUGCACUGUGGGGGAGGAGCGAAGAGGAAGCGUGCAGCCUGGCAAAGGAGCUCGGUAUCCCCUUUCACACGAGUCGAUCUGAUGACGUCCUGCUACACCAAGAUGUUGACCUUGUUUGCAUCUAUAUUCCACCCUCAAUGACUCGGCAGAUUGCUGUCAAAGCACUGGGCAUAGGUAAGAAUGUUGUCAGCGAGAAAGCUGCGACAGCUGUGGAUUCGUUUCAAAUGCUGCUGGCGGAGGGAUACGUCGGUGAAGUGCAGGUAUGCGACGUGCGCGUGUACGGGCCCAGCCUUCUAGACCGCUCGUACGGCUGGACUUGUGAGGACCUGAUGGGAGGCGGGGGCCUGCACACGGUGGGCUCGGCCAUCAUCGACCUUUUAAGUUACUUGACAGGGACGCGGGCCCAGCGCGUUCACGGCCUGCUGCGCACCUUCGUCCAGCAAAAUGACACCAUCAGAGGCAUCCGACGGGUCACCAGCGACGACUUUUGCUUCUUCCAAAUGUUGAUGGGACCGUGCUCGGGCGGCGUGUGCUGCACCGUGACCCUGAACUUCAAUAUGCCGGGUACCUUCUUGCAUGAGGUGAUGGUGGUUGGAUCCACCGGAAGAUUGGUGGCCAGGGGGACGGAACUGUACGGUCAGCGCAACGGCAGCAAAUGUGAAGAGCUGUUGCUCGGCGACAGCGGCCGAGCCGGACUUGAUGUGAAAGACGUACCUUUGCCGCAUCUGCUAGGCUUAGGCGCCAUGGUCAAGGCCCUGAGACAGUCAUUCCAAGCGCACCAGGAGCGCAGGUUGUGGGCGCGUGGGCCGGUUGCCACGGCACCCACCUUCGAGGACGGCCUCUACGUGCAGACGGUAGUUGAGGCCGUCAAGCGCUCCAGCUGUAGCGGAGAGUGGGAGUGUGUGGAGAUCAUGAGUAAGGAGCCCGAUCCCAACCAUAACCUGUGUGAAGCUCUGCACAGAAAUAAGAACUAAUCAUCAAACACUACUCACAAAAGAUUGGCAUCGCUGGCUUGUUGGGGGAAUUUUUCAGGACAAUCCGAAAAUGCAUUGACGGGUGAAUUUAGUUUGACCUUCUCCAACGUUUUGAGCGCAUUUAUCCAACUGUUCUAUAUGGACAAAUGUCAGCCCCCUAUCCCACAGUAAGAAGAAAAAGUCUGAAGUAUUGGCCAGUUAGACAUGAAAGUUUUGAGAAGGUUGAAUUAAGUUCCCCUGUAAAGGUUCUAGUGCAUUUUGGUUUGUCCUAAAAUGUUCAAACUGCAAAUGGCUACUUGCUGUGACUAAAGUAUUUCAAAAGUGCUACUACUAAACACAUCUGAUGGAGCUUGGCCUGAAUGUUUGUACUUCAGCUGCAGUUUACACCACAUGACUACUCUGAGCUUUCUUUUGGGAGGGGCACCUGUUGAAUAGAAUGUGCUUGAGAAACAUGGUGUUUCUUUUCCGAUGCUAUCUCGUUUGAAAACCUUUUACUUGUUUAAAGUUGUUAUGCCUGCAUGUACUGGGAUUUUGCUGCUUUUUUCCAUUUUGUUAACAUUGUGUUUAUUUGAGAAAGAUUGUGCAUCCAAGUCCAAUGGCACCUUAUUUGAAAGCAUCGAUGAUGCCGAGUUGACUAACAACUUUGCAUUCGUCACACUGUCAGAAUUCUACUGAUGUCCCGUUGAGAGAGCUCAGCUUUUUUUUUUUUUUAGAACAUUUAUGAUCUCAAGGUAGAUUUGUGUUUCCGGAAGCUCUAAGCAAUUUGCUGUCUCCUUCACAAAGCAGCGGAUGUUUCAGCGAUGGUGGGAGAAUCACAUUUUCCUAGCAUGGUCCAAAACAUCCUAAUUCCAUCUGAAUGUGGUUCAAAAUUAAAAGCAGACUUUUAAUUGUAUAAAACUGCAUAUUUGGCAAGCGAGGAUUUUUUUUUCUUUUACACAUUAAUGUUUACUCUAAAGAAGCCAAGCUGCCUCGAGCGUGAUAUUUUCUUGCUUUGAUCUUAAUCUUGCACCAGCACGCCUCAAAUUUGCAGUGUAAAGACAUUUGAAUAUUGUUGAUUUUAGAUGACAAGCAAAUGGCAUGAAACUCAGUUGUUUACAUUUGUUAUCCCUUUUUAAGUUUGUUGGUUGCAAAAAAAACCCUAAUGCCUCAAAUACAACAUGCACUGUAAUUGCAGUCGUGUGACUAGGAUGUCAUAAUUGUCAUACAGUCAAUUCUUUAUACUAUUAAGAACACUUUUUUCUUUUACCUACUCAGGGUCUGUAAAGACACAUUUUGACAAUUUUAAGAGUGCAUCAUCGCACUAUAAAAUUCCGUUCCCCAGCAGCAUGAUGCUAGAGGUCCUUAGAUAAAAAAAAAAAAAGAAAGACAUUCCAAACAUCUGAUUUAGCUUAUAUUAUCGUUUUUGCACUGAUACUGUAAAAUUAUUUAACACAUGGUGCGCUUUCUCUACUAGCCAGCGCACUGCAAAAUUAAUUUAACGUCUGCAUGAGGAUGAUUAUUUAUGGUUGGGUGUGGAAAACAAUUACUUGUCUUGUUCCUGUUUGUAAGUCAGUCUGUGAAUUUCUCUUGAAGCUGUAAUAUUUAUUUUUUUAGUUUUUUAAUUCUAACCAUGUCUCUUUGAGCACAAUUUGUUGUAUUUAAGUCUGAGGACUGUUCAUCUGACAGAUAUUUCAUUUAAUAAAUACAGUGGUAUUCA
Syngnathus typhle (broad-nosed pipefish) is the source of this 3544-nucleotide messenger RNA. It is a transcript of the gene gfod2, whose product is annotated as glucose-fructose oxidoreductase domain containing 2. The record is from RefSeq and is a predicted model, not a curated record. Gene Ontology annotation, molecular function: nucleotide binding. The transcript is spliced from 4 exons. NCBI's taxonomy places the organism in Eukaryota, Metazoa, Chordata, Actinopteri, Syngnathiformes, Syngnathidae. The coding region runs from base 790 to 1848 and encodes 352 amino acids.